This is a messenger RNA of Neltuma alba, 1226 nucleotides long. Its product is annotated as ABC transporter I family member 11, chloroplastic. The transcript has 10 exons. Gene Ontology annotation, cellular component: chloroplast envelope; membrane. Gene Ontology annotation, molecular function: ATP binding; ATP hydrolysis activity; ATPase-coupled transmembrane transporter activity. The record is from RefSeq and is a predicted model, not a curated record. Gene Ontology annotation, biological process: transmembrane transport. Lineage: Eukaryota; Viridiplantae; Streptophyta; Magnoliopsida; Fabales; Fabaceae. Bases 156 to 971 code for a protein of 271 amino acids.
GGUCCACCUCAGAAUCGUGCUUCCAGUCCAUCUUCACUCCACCUCAGAAUCACGCUUCCAGUCCACCUUCACUCCACCUCAGAAUCGCGCUUCCAGUCCCACCGGACCUGACAGUCGUCUCGCCGUCCCGCCGUCUGCAGGGAGAAGUGCCGGAUAUGGAGAGCUCACCCACAGGACUGCGGAUGCUGAAACCACCACUUCCAGCUGCUCCAGUAUCGCGCUUCAAUUCCAGGUUAAACCUUCCAAAAACUAGAUUUCUCAGAGUCACAUGUGAUUACUCGUGCUUAGAAGUUAGAGACGUCAGCUAUCAGCCCCCGGGGACUCAGCUGAGCCUUUUGAAGUCAAUUAAUUUUUCACUUCGUGAGAAAAGUUUUGGCCUAAUUUUUGGACAGAGUGGAAGUGGUAAAACAACUCUCCUGCAGCUUCUGGCAGGAAUAACCAAACCAACCUCUGGUUCCAUUUACAUCCAAAAAUAUGAUAUUGACGGCAAGCCAAGCCAAUCUCCCCAGCCAUUGGUACCGGAAAGGGUUGGUAUGGUCUUCCAGUUUCCUGAGAGGUACUUUGUGGCUGAGAACGUGCUUGACGAAGUCACUUUUGGGUGGCCAAGACAAAAAGGUGACUAUCAGUUAAAGGAGCAUCUUGCUUUAAGACUUCAGAGGGCAAUUAACUGGGUUGGAUUAAGUGGGAUUUCCUUGGAUAAAGAUCCUCACUCCCUUAGUGGUGGUUACAAACGUCGCCUAGCCUUGGCAAUACAAUUGGUUCAUAUCCCUGACCUGUUGAUAUUAGAUGAGCCUCUUGCUGGUCUUGAUUGGAAAGCACGUGCAGAUGUUGUGAAGCUUCUGAAGCAUCUUAAAAAGGAAUUGACUGUGCUAGUCGUGAGCCACGAUUUAAGAGAGUUAGCAAGUCUUGUUGAUCGUUCAUGGAGGAUGGAAAUAGGCGGCAGUCUUAGGGAGGAGUCACCACCAUUAUGAAAACGGGAACAUUCACUGCCUUUCUGAUUAGCGAUGGCCGAGGAUGCUACAAUCCCUCAUUAGUUGCCAUUUUUUUCCCAUUUUUUGCGGCAACUUGAAUAAGGAGGUUUCGUUAAACUUUCGAAGACGAAAUUCAAGUAUAGAAGGAUCGUUAUCUUAAUAGAAUAUGAAGCUAUCUAGUUUUCUUAUUAUAAACGUAAUUCAAUUUUUUCAUUUAUUUUUGUUGAAAAUAAAAAUGUAUCCUUUAAAAUUUCA